Molecule: messenger RNA, 3045 nt
Organism: Chironomus riparius
Lineage: Eukaryota; Metazoa; Arthropoda; Insecta; Diptera; Chironomidae
Source: the annotation of a GenBank genome assembly
UACGAAAACAUCCAAAAAAAUUGUCAAAACUCGUCAAAGAAGUUGAAUUUUCACUAUUUAAUUAUACUACAAUAGAUUAAUAGACAACAAAUAAGCAAAAACAUCCACUGAAACACGAUCUUCGAGAGAAACAACGAGAAAUCUCGUAAUACCAUCAAAUGGAUAGAAUUUGAGUCGAAUUAAGGUAUUUUUUACAAAAAAGAAGACAUCAUCAAAAGUUUUGCACAAUAAAUUAUAAUGGAAAACGGAAAUGCAUCACAGAAGAGGAACAUUGAUAUUUGGCAGCAACAAAUUCCACCAAAUGAUCAAAACAAGCAAUUCUAUCAGAAUCAUUAUCAACCAAUGCAACAUGGUUUUGACUUACAACGUGAAAUAACCCAACCCACUACACCCGAGAAUGUGCACUUUUUGCGAGAUAACAAUGGACCAUACGUAAAAAUCUAUUAUAGCGAUAGUAAUAAGGAAUACGAGUUAUUUGAUCGUAAUCAGCAAGAAAAUCUAGUGUUUAUGAAUAAUAUGGAUAUGUUCAAUAACUAUAUACCCAAUACUCAGACUAAUCAAAUGCCAUUUCAACCGAUGAUGAUGAAUAAUCAAGCUCCUAAACAUCCAGCGAGCAGCCACAAUAACAACAAUAAUAAUAAUAGUGUAAUUCAUCAUUUAGUAACAUCCAAUCUUGGCCCAGGAAAGUUUGAAUUCGGAACAUUUGGUGGACAUAACAGCAAUCCAACUACAAACGCCUCAAACAGCACAUUCUCCACCGCUCCACUAAACAUUUCAAUUCCUCAUUUGGACUCAUCUUCCUACAAUAAUAAUAUUAAUAACAACAUUGAGAAUGGAGCUUCCACUGCUGAUUCGUCUCCCAUCGCUAACAUGACAUCAAUGCAAUCUCCAAUAAUUUCUACUUCCGCUCAAGAUGUCAGCAGUUCCAAUAAUAAUGCUUCUAGUUCCAACAGCAAUAAGAAACAAAGAAUUGUCGCGGAAGUGAAGCCAAUGAGAAUGUCCUAUUCGGAUGUUGUAAGUAAGAAUGCAGUUCCAACGACAAGUACCUCAAUCGGUCAAACAAAUUCUGCCUCGAGCAGUCCAAACACAACAAUGCCUAUAAAUAACAAUAAUAAUAAAGGAACUAAAGUGAAAUAUACAGCAUCAAAUAGUUUCGAAAAGAAGCAGCAAGAAAAUGUCGAUAAAAAUCGCAAAAGCCCCACAAAUCCAAUAAUUACAAACAAUGCAACAAAUGCUGAGGUAAAGAAGAAUUCACACCCAGUCGUUGUUAAGGCAGAAAAGCCCAUAAUAGCAACAACGGUCCAAAAUCAAUCACAAUGUAAUAACGGUAAGAAAAAGAAGCAACAAUCUAAAGAUUCGGUCAAUAUAAAAUCAUCAAAGAAUCUUAAUGAUGCAAAUGCUAAAAAUCAGGAGAAAUAUACAACAGAUUCCGAGGACGAGAAUGACUACGAAGACGAAAAUUCGAGUAUGAUUGAUUCCGAUAAUGACGAAGAUAAUGCAACAUUAUCGUCAGAUUAUUAUGACAUUCGAAAGAAUGUCUAUCAAGGUGAACAUCAUAAAGUAGAGAAAAUUAAAGGUUCUGGAUAUAAUAAAAAGAAUAGCAAGCAAGCACAAUCGCCAAUAACGUUGAAUUCGGCAACGAAGAAAAUUGACAGAGGUCAAAAACGAAUGUCUGGUAAAGCAGCAGUUAAUCGAAAGCCCAAACACGAGUUCCUACAGAAAUUAUUUGCAUCAUGCGUUGAGUAUUUGUACAUCUUUGUCAAGUGGCUUUGGAUGUUAAUUUACGAUGUCAGCUAUCUUAGUUUCGGUAUCAUUUGGGAUCGUCUGAAUUGGACGUAUCAAUGCGGUCUUUGUGGUGUGUCGUAUAUACGGAGAGAAUUAAGUAGUAACCCUGGAAAAGCUCUUAUCGUAUGGAUUAAAAAUAUAUGGAAACGGUUUGAUAAUAAGUUUGAUAAAAAAUCAAAAUGGGCAUUUUGGCGAUGGUUAUUCAAAAAGCAAUCAAAUAGUGACAAUGCUAAAGAUAAUUACAAGGAUGGAAAACUGCCUAAAACUGCUGAGGAAGCCAUGAAAUCAUUAUUAAAUUGUAAAGAAAAGGAUGCUUAUAGUAUACUCGGCGUUAGUCCUGAUUGUCCACAAGAGCAAAUUAAGAAACAUUAUAAGAAAAUAGCUGUGUUAGUUCAUCCAGAUAAAAAUAAACAGGCCGGUGCUGAGGAAGCUUUUAAAGUGCUGCAACGUUCGUUUGAGUUAAUUGGGGAACCAGAGAGUCGUAAGCAAUACGACGAUAAUCUAGCAAAAGCAUUACACACCGAAAAGGCUUUCAAUGAAUUAAACGAUCUCCUUAUUCAGCUACAAACGAAAAUUUCUGAAGCUGCCAAUACAAUUCGCUGUUCAUCAUGCUGCUUUAGACAUCCACGCAAACUGACAGGACGAAAGCCAUUUGCAGCACGAGAAUGUAGUACUUGCAAGAUUAGGCAUGCUGCACGCGAAGGUGACAUUUGGGCCGAAACGACAUUAUUUGGAUUACGUUGGAAAUAUUUGGCGCUGAUGGAAGGAAAUGUCUACGAUAUUACAGAAUGGGCACUUUGUCAACGCGGAGCUUUAUCGCAUCUUCAAGCCAACUCAUGUGUUGUUCAAUAUAAAAUUGUACUCGGUGGAAAUCAACAAAAUCAAACGCAAGCUGGUGAUAAGGAUAAGGAACGAUUUAUCAAAAAGGAUACUCCUGUUCAUGAACCACAAGAAGACUUCUUCCUGAACAACAUUUACGCAGGACAGAAUCCACAAACACCUCAUCAGAAUGCUAGACGACGCUUCAAGAAAUAAUCCAUACUCGAGCAGCAGCAACAACAACACUAAAAAAUCAAACGGAAUCAGUUUUUAAUGCUUAACAGCAGCAGUUUCAAUGUCUUGAGAUUGAUUUUAAUUUUUUUCUUUCCUUUUUUGAAGUAAUUAACAAGAAUUUAAGCAUUAAUUGAUAACAAUAUUGUUUUUUUGAGGAUUAAUGAAAUAAAAGAAAAUAUAGCAUAAGCAGCAUAAAGAUGAAAUUUA